CCUUUAACGUAGGACUCUUGGGGGGGUAGGGGAAGACUCACCUUAUCCCAUGAAUAAUCAAUCAAGCCAUCUUUUUUUUUUCUAACUUGUUCACGUUGCCUCGUUACACCCUCCUUUCCGCCGCCUUCUUUUGAACUUGAUUGCGUAUCUACCUAAUGCCUUACAUUCAUUUGUGCAUUGCGUUAGUUCUUAUGACUUAGUCACUCACUCUCGCAUUGACCAUUUUUAUAUACAUACCUCCUCAUAUGCGUAGACGGUCUGGAACUCAAUAUCUUCAAUAUUUUCGCAUCGUUAUUCUUCCAAUAUUAAUCCCCUUUAACAUAGAUUAUCCCCGCUCGAAGCACCUCCUAAACCCUUACCUACCCCACCGUUAGAAGUUAUGGGCAUAUUUAAUCAGAAGUCGAGGCUGAAGGCUGCACCUCAGGAGAUUCGCGUAGAAAAGGUCGUCGUUCCCUCCAAGCCGCGACCCAGCCUAGCCGUGAACCAUCCCCGCGCGUCUUCAAGCCAAUAUUCCGCGUCACCCCGCCUCUCGCCAAACCAGCGCCUCUCACGACCCAAAAGCGCGUCGCCAUACCUUUCCUCUUCCGAUGAGAAACGCCCUAUCGUAAAAAAGCGCAAAGCCGUGGCCAGCACCCCACGAGACUCCCCCGCCUUCGGAAACGAUUCCGAGUCCGAAGAUGACGAUAGCGAUCCGUUCCGAAAGCGAAUGCGGCGUAGCGAAUCAAGGUCGGUGGAUCUAAAUCGCAAGCUGCGCCAUAAGAAGGCGUUCAGCGAUGAGGUCAGGGACCCACGUAUUAUCCACGCGGCUGAUAUCGCCUCGGUCGCUACCAAGUGUCCACCGAUUCCCGGCGCAAAACCUGAAGAGGUUCCAAUAGAGUUGCAAUACCCGUCGCGGUGUAAGCGCGAGAGAUACGAGCUAGUAUGGCAGAAAGAUAAGAUCGAUGCUGUCAAAGACAUUCUUUCCGUUGUAGAACAUGUGGCCGAGACAUAUCUCACAGAUGACGAAGCCAAACCUUUCAUCGACCACAACGGAAGCUUCAAAAGACAGAUGGAGCGCGCAAUAAGCGAGAAAUAUAGAGAUGUGUCGGUAUUUAGAGCGGCACUUCAAAACUACAACGAUAAAUUAUUAGAACUGGUUGAGAAUGGUACAAUAGCGAAGAACAUAGACCAACUACACCACAUUCCGCCCAGUCUGGUGUCGUUUAUCCUCACACAAGUGUACGACCGUACGGUUGCGCCGAAGGUAGAGAUGCUCACGAAAUACCAAAUGGGAAGCGAUAACGUCUACGGGGAGUUGCUGCAUCCCUUCAUCACGAAGCUGCUCGUUGAGCAGACGAAAAUGACUUCCGACCAAGUUUUCAUCGAUCUUGGUUCCGGGGUAGGUAACGUCGUCCUUCAAGCGGCACUCGAGAUCGGCUGUCGAAGUUACGGCUGCGAGAUGAUGGAGAACGCCUGCAAUCUCGCCGAAGCCCAAGAGAAAGAGUUCAAAACAAGAUGCCAUCUCUGGGGCGUUGCGCACGGACGGGUUCAUCUUGAGAGAGGCGACUUUCGCACCAACACUAAGAUCUUGGAGAAAUUGAAGGAGGCCGACGUAAUACUCGUCAACAACAAAGCCUUCACUUCGACUCUUAACGACGCCCUUAUUAAUAUGUUUCUGGAUUUAAAGAAGGGUUGCAAGAUCAUAUCGCUGAAAUCCUUCGUCCACGAAAACAAGACAGCCAUUAACGAUGUAGCAAAUAGCAUCCUCGACGUCCAGCAUUAUCGGUACCACGAGAACUGGGUCAGCUGGGCCGCGGCGGAAGGCGACUACUAUAUCUCCACUAGAAAAUAAUGAUGCCGACUAGUCUAUAGGGGGGAGAGGACAGUCAGCAAUAUUAUCGUGUAUACAAUUCGGGAAGAAAAAAAAAAGAACAAAAGAACAACGGUAGGUCAGAGCACGCGGCAGGAUACCAUAUUCGC
Molecule: messenger RNA, 1959 nt
Organism: Daldinia caldariorum
Lineage: Eukaryota; Fungi; Ascomycota; Sordariomycetes; Xylariales; Hypoxylaceae
Product: histone H3-K79 methyltransferase
Exons: 2
Coding region: 380-1831 (483 amino acids)
Biological process (GO): regulation of transcription regulatory region DNA binding; DNA repair; DNA damage checkpoint signaling
Cellular component (GO): nucleus; nucleosome
Molecular function (GO): histone binding; histone H3K79 methyltransferase activity
Source: RefSeq, a predicted model, not a curated record